UUUGGGACAAUUUGAUAUCCGCGAUACAAGUGUGGAGGUUGGAAUCCCGGAGUCUCCAUGGAGACACCACACCACUACCCACUUCUACGAUAUGACAGUCUCAUCCUCAGCACCAGAAUCUGUGGACCCUUAUCACACCAGUUGGGUCGAGAUUUUUUUCCAAACCUUUAUUCGUCGAUGGAAUCGUGUUGGAGCCUCAAAGAUCUCUUGGCGUGCUGAUCUUCUGAGCCUAAGCUUCGCGGAGACCUGUCUACACAACACCACGACAAACAUCUCCAAUCAGCGAGUUACCGCAUACAUUCUUUUUGGACCCUUAUUUCCUAGGUAAUCCGCCAUGGAGAUGCUUCAACUGGGCUCGCGCGCCCACCACUCCGGCGACGACGAAACCGAGCGCGAGUACGACCGCCUUCGCGACCUCGCCCGCCAAGAAGCCGCAAAGCGCUCCUCCUGUUUCGACCGCUCGCGCGCCGCCUACGAAUCCGGCGACGGCGCGCUCGCCAAGCAGCUCUCCGAGGAAGGAAAACGACAUGCCGCGAAAAUGGAACAAUACAAUCGGCAAGCGCGCGACUUCAUAUUCCGGGCGAACAACAGCGUCGACAGGGUGCCGGCGGACACGAUCGAUUUACACGGCUUGUAUGUGGAGGAGGCGGAAGAUAUCUUGGAGGAGAGGAUCAAGGCUGCGAGGCAGAGGGGGGAGAGCCAUUUGCAUGUCAUUGUUGGGAGGGGGAAUCAUAGUACGGGGCAUGUGCAGAAGAUUAAGCCGAGGGUGGAGCAGGUGUGUAGGGAGUUGGGACUGCAUUAUGCGACGGAGGAGAAUGAUGGGAGGAUCUAUGUGGAUCUGAGGGGUGGGCAGGUCCAUGGCAUGCCGCCGCCGCCGCCGAGUUAUGGUGGGUAUCCUGGACAGCAGCAUGGAGGGCAGCAGCAUGGAGGGCAGCAUCAUGGUGGACAUGGUGGGCAACCGCAGCAUCAUGAAGGACAUGGCCAUCAACAGCAGCAGCAGGUCGCUGAAGUGUUGCGUGGUUAUCAUAGGUUAUUACGACGGCAUAUGCUUGCUUUGCCAUCAGAUCCUAAUAGCUAG
Westerdykella ornata is the source of this 1078-nucleotide messenger RNA. Its product is annotated as DUF1771-domain-containing protein. Bases 335 to 1078 code for a protein of 247 amino acids. The transcript is spliced from 4 exons. NCBI's taxonomy places the organism in Eukaryota, Fungi, Ascomycota, Dothideomycetes, Pleosporales, Sporormiaceae. The record is from RefSeq and is a predicted model, not a curated record.